This is a messenger RNA of Schistosoma margrebowiei, 2380 nucleotides long. NCBI's taxonomy places the organism in Eukaryota, Metazoa, Platyhelminthes, Trematoda, Strigeidida, Schistosomatidae. The record is from the annotation of a GenBank genome assembly.
CACCAAUCAUUUUGCGACAGUUUGACCUUCAAGUGCUCGCAACCCCCAUCAGUGGAAGAUACCCUAGGAGCGUUGUCACAUUUCGCUGGUCCUACAAUACAAAUCCUUGUUUAUACACCAAUGAUUCAUGAUACUGCUGCUAAUAAUUCUAAAGAAUCAGGAAUAACUACAGGAACCUCAAUUCCUUCUCAUGAUAACCAACCUGGUAACAAUUAUUUACAAUCAUAUCGUAGCGGGGAUUUCUCUAGGACAAUAAAACGAAAAGCAUCUCGAAUCAGUCAUAAAGCUAAACGUGAAAUAAGAAACGCACCAUGGACGCCCGGUGAUGAUUAUUUAUUGAUAAAUUCCGUUGUCAUGGUAUGUAACCUUACAGAAGUGUGUCACACUGUAAGAUUCGCUGUUCAUUUUACGGAGAAAGAAAUUGAACGUCGUUGGCGUGAUUUAUUAUUCGAUCCAAUCGUAUCUAGCACUGCGCUGAAAGCAAUUGAGCACCUUCCUUCGUUUAUGAAAUCCCAAUUAGAUAGACAAAUACCAUUCAGUUCACAAGAGGAUAAUAUUAUAGCUCAAAUUUCUUUCUCCGAUGUCUAUCCAGACGGUGUGUUCAAAUCCCUUAAUAUACAUAGUCUGAAUCCCUCCGUAUUUACAGAAAUUUUACGCAAAUAUCCAACAGUAUUCUACCAUGGACGAGAUGAACUAGAUUUAUAUCGUCAGUGGUGUCGUUUCUACAAUUGUCAUUGCAUCAUUGUAAAAGAUGGUGUAAAGUUGAAGUCAAUACCUAAAUAUAACACCUCAUUAUCGACUUCACCAGAUGUCAAAACAACAGGUGCGACGACAACAGCAAUAAAAAAUCGUGACGGUAUAUCUUUGCUGAAAAAUGUUGAUUAUUCCAAUUCUAUAGCAUUAGGUGGUGAUCCACAAAGUUUUUCUGAUACAGAAUUAUUAUUAGAAGAGACAGUAACCAAUGCAGUCGUUGCAGGAAUCCCUAAAUUAACUGAACCAUCGACAGUAUCACGUAGAAAACAUAUGUUAAAUCAAACAUCAUAUCAUGGUUUCCAAGGUCUUGUUACACAAACAGUCUUGGAAUUACUCCUUAAAGAAUAUUCUGGUCAAUUAAAUGAUUCACUUGUACAUCCUAGUCUACAGCAUCACUCUUCUCCGACUUCUGCCGCUUCUUGUUCAACAAUAACAACAACGUCCAGUACACGUGGAGCAACAGCAACAGGUCUAGAGUUGAAAUCGUCAAUUGACCAUGAUCAGAGUCACUCACUACUAAUACAAGAAACAAAUAAUAAAUCACAUUUAUUGUCCUUUAUAAGUUCAUCAUCUGUACCGCCAUUACUAAGUAAUCAAGAAUUUGAUUUUAAACGUCGAUUAGAAUUACAUCGACGUCGCGGACGUUUGUGGGCACGUUUACGUCGAAAUAAAGAAGAGGCUAGACGUUGGACACGUCUAGUUGAAAUGUUUGUAACUAAUGGUCUAGAAGUAAUGGAUCCACAACCAAUUUAUCCAGCAUUAGCAUCUCUUACGGGAUCAAGAACACAAUUUUUGAUAAAAGAAAAAAAGGUCAUAUUUGGUCGUGAUUCAUUCGUUUAUCAACCGCAUAUCGAUUUAUCAAUGGAAGGUAUUGACAGUGGACGUAUAUCACGUUGUCAUGGUCAAAUACGCUUAAGUGAAGAUGGUGUAUUUUGGUUAACUAAUUUUUCAUCUCAUACUGUUUAUGUUGAUGGUAACCCGAUACUGACAGGCGAAGAAGUUGAGCUGAAGGAUUUCUCAACAAUUUUAAUUGAUCAUAUCACAUUGAGAUUUGAUGUGAAUCACGAUUACGUGAAUUGGAUAUGUAGCAAUGAUGGUACCACUGCCACCACUACUAAUAGUAUAGAUAUUUAUAGUUGUGGUAAUGAUAAUAGUGAUACGAGUCAUUCCAUUAAAAAUAAUCAUUAUGAUGGCGACAAACUCUGAUAAUAACAUAGAGGAACGUAUUUCAGAAGAAACUCAACUAUUCGUCAAUAGUUAGAGUGAACUAUCAAAAACCCCGAAAUCAACAGCAUUGUCAGGUAAUAGCCAAGCUCUAAACACCCAGACAAUUAGUGAUCGAUCAACUUCAAGUGAAUAAAAAUAAUCAUAAUAUUGUUAUUUGGUAAAAUGCAUUUUAAUUUGUGUGAGUUGUUUUAUUUUCAUAAGAAAUAUUCUGCUCUGAUGUGUUACUAUUAAGAAACUGUCCAUCGGGAAGUAAUUUCUCUAUAUUAUAGUCGUUUGUGGGAGACGACGGUGUGUUUUACUAUAUAGUGGUUUGAUUGAUUCACAAUUUGUCUGGUUCCUGUCUGAUAUAUAGGUUAGAUUAUACUAAUUAAAAUCUAUAAAUCCAUCCACUGAUUUAUCU